CCGCAAUGCUGCUCGCUCGCUGUCCGCGUCAAUGUCCACCGCGACUGGCCUCGCAAUUCCACUCGACGCCGGCGACGAACGCUAUCCAGCUCAAGCCUCCCCAACUCAAGGCUGCCAAGCCACGUGUCUUCAAGGAUAAAAAGGCUUUCCAGUACAACUGGUACUCGCGAAUUCUCGAGAGCAGCAAAGUCUCGCCUCUGCUUAUCCUCCACCACAAUGACUUCACGGCAGAGCGACUCACAAAACUGCGCUCCGACAUCAUGCAGGCAGCACAACGCGUAAAGCCGCCCUCGCUCGCCUCGCCUUCUCCCGCUCCCGGCGCAUCCGCCGAAUACCCCGUCCUCACAAACGUCCGCUCCAGUAUCUUCGGUGUCGCAUUGAGGAACUUUGACGUCAACCAAGACGCCCUCGUUAAAAUGAUUGGCGAGCAAGGAGGGAGCUACAUGGUCCUCUCAAUACCCUCUCUGCACCCUCCACUCAUCAACGGCGUCCUCCGCGCAAUGGACCGCAGCGUCCCUCCCAAACCACCCAAAACGCCCGAACAAAUCAAAGCCGAAGAAGCUGCUAAGAAUGCGGACCCCGAGCAACCCGGUCGACGGAUGAAGCGAGUGCGACAGGUUAGGAUCCCCGAGCUCAAGUUGAUGGGGGCCAUUAUCGAAGGAAGGGUGUUCUUGCCACCUGGGUUGAACGAGGUGGCCAAGUUGCCGACGUUGGAUACGUUGAGGGCGCAGAUUGUGGGGUUGUUGAGUGCCCCUGCUUCGCAACUUGCGGGUGUGCUUGGUCAGGCGAGUGGUGGGCAAUUGGCGAGGACUUUGGAGGGGUUGAAGAAGGGCUUGGAGGAUGCGGAGAAGGGAGAGAGUGCUCCUCCGUCGUGAUCAUCCUUUAUAGAGGUUGUCGUACAGCAUACCUAAUCGUUAAU
Molecule: messenger RNA, 919 nt
Organism: Coprinopsis cinerea okayama7#130
Lineage: Eukaryota; Fungi; Basidiomycota; Agaricomycetes; Agaricales; Psathyrellaceae
Exons: 1
Coding region: 6-875 (289 amino acids)
Biological process (GO): translation
Cellular component (GO): mitochondrial large ribosomal subunit
Molecular function (GO): structural constituent of ribosome
Source: RefSeq, a predicted model, not a curated record